GGUCAGUCAGUGAGAGUUUCACAGACAGCAAGUCAUCUGAGCUCACAGCAGGUGGCGGCAACAGAAAACUGGCUGCAUUUGAACAAAUUACUCAUUCAGACCAAGUUACUUUUUCCGCUGUGGUUUAUUGGCCGACACGCUACACUGACAGAAGGAGUACAGAGGAGAGACUGGAGGGAAAACGGCUGGUAAAUGUCAUCACCUCUGUGUGAUCUGACGGACAGCGACCUCUUUCAGCUCCACUUCAAGUGCUACUAAUUUGUCUAUCUUUGAAGAAAAUUAGCUUCAGCUCAGCCAAACAAACUGCUUCAGAGUCCCUGAGCAGGACACAAUCUUUUCCCUUUUUCCUAAACAAUCUGAAGAAGGUUUUUCCUGGUCUGACCCCAGCGAUGUUUCCCUUUAUCCCCUCCCUCCUCCUCGUCCUCCUCCCGACUGCCCUCCUCACCCCAUCAACCUCCCAUGAGUUACAGGUUAGAGGUCAAAGGACGCCGAGGGAAACAAAGCAGGACUCCAUCAAGGUGGUGAUCUCCGAGGGCUGCAUCACUCAGGAGGAUUCAUCUGAUGUCAGCCAGGGAGGUAAAGAAAUCGACCUGACACCCGGUUACCCUCUUGUCCUGACCCAUAAGAUCAAACUGAUUCCGUUGGGUUCUGGUUCGGGAUCCGGGUCUUGUGGUUGUGAGGCGGACUUCGCUGCUCUGCGGGAACGUCUGGAGAGGCUGGAGAGGGAGGUGUCGUCCCUCAGGGAGAAAUGUGGAGGAGCUGAGGGAGGCUGCUGCACCUCCAAAGAGAGCAAAGGUGCAGGUUGCUCCAUAAAACCAGAGGUGGACGAGUGUCCCAACGAGUGCAGUGAUCAGGGUCGCUGCGUGGACGGAAAGUGCGUCUGCUUCCCUGGUUUUAGUGGACCGGACUGCAGCGAGUCCAACUGUCCCGGAAACUGCAACGACAACGGGCGUUGUGUGAACGGACAGUGUGUGUGCGACCCUGGUUUCACCGGUCACGACUGCUUGCAUAGAGGCUGCCCCGACAACUGCAACAACCGUGGCCAGUGUGUGAACGGCAGGUGUGUGUGCAAUGGAGGCUUCACUGGUCCCAGCUGCUCGGACGAAUCCUGUCCUGGAAACUGCAACAACAGGGGGCGAUGCGUGAACGGACAAUGUGUGUGUAGUCCUGGGUUCAUCGGGCCAGAUUGUUCCAAAAGAGCAUGUCCUGAUAACUGCAACAACCGCGGCAGGUGUGUGAACGGUAAAUGUGUGUGUGACAGCGGAUUUACUGGUGCAGACUGUUCCGAGAACUACUGUCCUGGAAACUGCAGCAGUAGGGGGCGCUGUAUAAACGGAGAGUGCGUUUGCGAUGAAGGAUUCAGUGGCCCGGAUUGCUCUGAAAGAAUAUGCCCGAAUGACUGCAGCGAUCGUGGCAGGUGUGUGAACGGUAAAUGUGUGUGUGACAGCGGCGUCACAGGAGACGACUGCUCGAAAGACUCCUGCCCAGGAAACUGCAACAACAGGGGGCGCUGUGUUAACGGACAAUGCGUUUGCGAUGAUGGAUUCGCUGGUUUGGACUGCUCUGGAAAAGCUUGUCCCAAGAACUGCAGCAACCGCGGGAAGUGCGUGAAUGGGAAGUGUGUUUGCGAAGUGGGCUUUGCUGGGCCGGACUGCGCCGCCAAAGGCUGUCCCGGUAACUGCAACAACAAGGGGAGGUGCGUCAAAGGAAGGUGUGUCUGCCGGCGAGGGUUCACUGGACCAGACUGCAGCCAGUGUGAGGAGGUCAUGACCGGACCCAACUGUGAUAUCGUCAUGUCGGGGGUUUCUCAACUGAGCACCAGGGACAUCACAGACACGUCUGUCACUCUGCUCUGGACUCCACCUGGCGUCCAGUACGAGAGCUACCACCUCACCUUCACCAGCCAGAAGGAGAGUGACCAGCAGAUAAGUGUGCAGGUGGAAGGCAGCCUGACCACCUUCACCCAGACGGGCCUGGCAGCCGGUCAGGAUUACACCGUCAGCAUGACCGGAGAGAUCGACGGCAGGAGGGGAGCCGAGAGCUCUGCUGAAUUCAUGACCCUCAUCUCUGGUCCCACCAACCUCCGAGUCGUCAAGACGACCUCCACGUCUGCAGUGGUCCAAUGGGAGCAUUCGCAGGGUGAGAUUGACAGAUACCGUUUGACUGUCACGCCCAGUGACAAAGCAGGGAGGAGUCAAGAGUUGACUGUCCCAGCUGGGCAAGACUCCGCCCACAUCCAACAGCUAGAGGCGGGGCGUUCCUAUGCCAUCAUACUCAUGGCGGAGAAGGGAACGAGUCGGAGCAAACCAGCAACCACUCAGGUUACUCCAGGCCCGGAGCCUCCGACCGACAUCAUCUUCAGUGAGGUGACAGAAAACUCUCUGACGGUGUCUUGGACCAAACCCAACACUCCCAUCAGUGGAUUCAAGGUCACCUACACCAACACAGAGGACGGUGAGCCGGUGUCCGUGUCCGUGGACUCGGACGACUCCACCCUCGGCCUGUCACAGCUCUCACCUGGUUCUUCUUACGAGGUCAGUGUCGUCUCCAUCCUCGGACUGGACGAGAGCGAUCCAAUCGAAGACUUUGUCAUGACAUUCCCUGACCCUCCUACAUACCUCCGUGCCGUAAACGUCACAGACACCAAGGCCUUGUUAUUGUGGCGUCCAGCGUUGGCCGGCGUUGAUAAAUACGCCAUCGUUUAUGGCUCUGGGACAGACUCAGAGUUGACGAUCACGGUGUCUGGAAACGCAGCCGAGCAGCAGCUGAGCGAUCUGGAAGGAUCCACCACCUACACCAUCACCAUCAGAAGCCAGCUGGGCAGCAGGGAGAGCUCAGCUGCCUCCACCAGCUUCACCACCACCAGAGGCUCUGGGAGGGAUGGGGACGGGCUUCGCGAGCUCAAGGCAAACAACGUGACCUCUCGCUCCGCCCUGUUGUCAUGGAAACCACCGUCAAAGCCUGCGGGCAGCUACAGACUGACUUAUCAGACCGAAGGUCAAGAAAUGAAGGAAGUGAUUGUGGACGCCAUGGUAACAGAGUACAACCUGACCAGACUUCACCCCGAGUCAAAGUACACAGUGCAGCUUCAGGCUGAGGCAGGAGGACAACAUGCUGCUGCCAUCUCCACUGACUUCACCACCGGCACCCUGAGGUUCCCCUUCCCCACAGAUUGCUCUCAGGAGCUGCUGAACGACAUCAGGACAUCAGGCGAGGUGGAGAUCUUCCCUCAGGGGAAACUCGGGACACCGAUGAUGGUUUACUGUGACAUGGAGACAGAUGGAGGAGGCUGGACGGUCUUCCAGAGGAGGAAGGAUGGCUCUGUGGAUUUCUUCAGAGGGUGGAAGGAAUACGCGAAAGGAUUUGGGAGUCUGAGUGGAGAGUUUUGGCUGGGCCUCGAGAGCCUCCACAACCUGACAUCGAUGAUCAAGAUGAGUCUCCGUGUCGACCUGCGAGACAAAGACGAGGCGGUGUUCGCCAAAUACUCGACGUUUGAGAUUGUGAAGAGGAACUACAAACUUACCGUGGGCGGAUACAGCGGCACCGCAGGUGACUCUCUCAGUUAUCACAACCAGCGGGUCUUCUCCACCAAAGACCGGGACUUGUCCUCCUUCAUCACCCGCUGUGCCAUGUCGUACCGAGGAGGCUGGUGGUACAAGAACUGCCACGAGGCAAACCUCAAUGGCGUCUACGGCACCGACUUCAAUCACCAGGGUGUGAUCUGGACCGGCUGGAAAGGAAAAGAGUUUUCCAUCCCGUUCUCUGAGAUGAAGAUGAGACCAGCAGCGUUCAGUCCUCCAACCAGAGGCUGAGGACGAGACAGAGGAUAAUGAACUGCUUAGCACAUGAUGCGUGAUGGACAUCAGUGUGUACAUACAUGUGCAAACACACACUCUCAUUUUAGCAGUGAGCCUCGCUCUGACUUCAGAGGAGAUGAAGACAUAUUUUUUAUUUUGUAUAGAGGUCAGUUAUCAGUAUGUUACUGUAGAUUGUACAAUUUGUAUCUUUUCAAAGCAGGGCUGCUCCAUCUGUCUCUAAAUUUAAACGGCCAGUUCACCCAAAUUACAAAAACACAUACAUUAUGGUUCAAAAGUUUCUAAUAUCCUACCACAAAGGCUUGAUUGGGUCCAGUCAGAUGUCUGAGAGGACUCCUCGCAAAUGGCUUCCAGUGCUUGUGUACAUACAUUUAGGUAUAGGAAGUGGCUACCAACCCACAAACAAAAAAUAAGAUGAUCUAGUCAGUUUUUUGUCUCUGUCAGAAAACAUGGGAUUCAGAUUCAAGCCAUUCAGAUUUGGCUCCCUUUCCUAUGUCACAUGCAGGCUAAUUACAAUAUAAUAAUGUGUUUUUUUAACAUUAAAGCUGGGGUAGGCAACAUAUUUUUGCCGUUAUUGGGCAAUAUAAUAACCUCUCAGCAUAUUGCAAUUCAGGUGAUCUGAGAGAAAACUAGACAUCUGCACCUCCUCUUGGCUCUGUUUACAGGCUUUAGAAAAUCUAGCCAGUGACGGGAGACUUUGGCCAAUUACACGUCAUUUCAGAGAGAGAGAGAGAGUUCCUAUUGGCUGUUCUACUAAUACAGAUGCUGAUGCACGUCUGAUACAACUAGAGAUGGAGAGAAAAUGUUGCUAAUAGUUUAGCUUCUGCUCACGGCUGUGGCCAUCGUGAGCUAACGUUAGCCUCGCGGCUCAGUAGCAGACACUCCGGCUUAGCGGUUUGCAACAGGCUAAACUAUUUGCAACAUUUUCUCUCCAUCUCAGUGUGUCAUCUCACAGGGCGUUACAGGCAAACAUGUUCGCAAAGAAAACAGGAUCAAAAUUAGCACAUGAAUGAUGUGAAAUGAAUGACUAGUACUCGUACAGGUUACUGUAUGAAGCACAUGCCCGUGCUUGUCUGUGUGAGGGGCUGAGGACAGAGAGGACAGCUGCAGGACGGCGGCUGUAUUCUCAGAUCCUGACGUUCUUAUUAUGGAAUUUUUGCCCAAUAAUGCCAAAAAUAAACUGCCUCCCCUAUCUUUGAAGCAUGUAAACAAAUAUGUUCUAGUAGAAACCCAAAAUAUGAACCUGACAAUAAGAAUGAUAUGGCCCCUUUAAAUAGAAACUGGUUCCUGUUUCAGUGUCAAGUGCACAAUAAUGCCUCUAUCGAAAUUCAAUUAACAGCCAACGUGUUGCUUUAGCAAAGCUAUUCUUCAAACUUCAAGGGUUAACAGUAUUAGAACUGGAUCAGGGAAUAUCAGCUCAACUAUGGACUGAAAAUCACAGUUUGAAACCUCUUCAAUCUAACCACUGAGCAGACUGCAGGGCCCAAAGGAAAUAUUUAAAGUCACUUUUCUGGACUGGAGAACAAAUAUAAAUUACAAGUUGCAGCAGUAUUCUCCCCUGUCAUGCAACACUGUGGGGACGCCAACUGAAUGGAAGUUUGAAUCACUUCCUUUUUUCAUCAUUUGGGGCCAAAAUUAUUUCAAAUGUAAAAAUGACAUUUGGUGUCUGAAUUAUACUGAUUUUAUCUCUGUUAAAAUGGCAAUUAGGAAGAAGAGAAACAUCGAUACACAUUUUUAAACGGUUAUAUAUUUCCCAUCAACUUAAGCCGAUAGUUUUGGUUUUGUGUGCCGACUUCACAUUUAAUACAGGAUCACCUUGACAGGUGUGGAUGUAGCUGAUGUUUGCAGCACUUCAACCUUUUGUCUUCAGGAUGGACCAAAACUGCAACUUUUCAUUGUUUUUGUAUGUGUUUUGUAAAUAAAUAUCAGCCAGUUGUCAAAGAGUUAUACAUGUAGUAAAAUACAGAAUCAUUAUUAUAUCACUGUUGCUGGUCGUGCAAAAACCUUUUGUCUCCAAAAUGUUUACUAUUCAGGAAAUAAAUAAUUGUUUUGACCUUGA
This is a messenger RNA of Cottoperca gobio, 5874 nucleotides long. RefSeq names its product tenascin-X-like. The record is from RefSeq and is a predicted model, not a curated record. Gene Ontology annotation, biological process: neuron projection development; regulation of cell adhesion. The transcript has 20 exons. Gene Ontology annotation, molecular function: protein binding. The coding region runs from base 390 to 3812 and encodes 1140 amino acids. Lineage: Eukaryota; Metazoa; Chordata; Actinopteri; Perciformes; Bovichtidae.